UCAUCAAUAUGCCGGAGCACUGGCCGUAUAAAAACGGCAGCGGCGCCGUGGAGCUGGACUGGGCUCUGGACCUGAGACGAACUGGACCUGAGGACACAGAGGUUGUGAUGAUGUCGAUGCGAGUAACGGGGAAAAUGGCUCUGAUUAUCUGCCUGUGUUGUUUGUGCUUCUCCCUGCGCGUCCAAGGACAACCUCUGAGAAAGAGGUCGAUCAGCGAGGUGCAGCUGAUGCAUAACGUGCGAGAGCACAAGCAGGUGGCCGAGCGUCAGGACUGGCUGCAGGUGAAGCUGAAGAACAUCCUGUCGCCGUCGCCCAACGACUCACAGAAAGGCCAGCGGGGCAAACACCGGACCCUGAUCUCUCUCCAGCAACAUGACCGCCUCACAUAGGACCCUCGCCGCGGACUACGUCCCUCUCUACACCCGUGUGUGUGUAUGUGUGUGUGUGUGUGUGUGUGUGUGUGUGUGUGUGUGUGUGUGUGUGUGUGUGUGUGUGGAGGAGACACAAUUCCUGGACAAGCACAUGAUUUCAGAGGCUGCAAAACAGAACUGUCAACUCAGUAGGUGAAACAAGGAGGACUUUAUAAAGAAAAUAUUUGUUUUCAGAACUGACCAUUAUUUAUUAUUAUUUUAUUUAUUUAUUUUGUAUUUCUAUAUGUUAACUGUAAUAUUAUGUGUAAUAUGUACUAUUAGCUACAGUGAGGGAGUAAACUGGACAGUGGCUGAUGACUAGUCGAAUGUAAGCUGAAUGUGUUAUUCAGAGACUACCUGCUAUGAAGCUCAGUCUGGUUCAGUGUGCUUCAUGUGACCAAACUCUCUCAUCUUCUUAUUGUAGAUUCAUAUUUUGUAAGUCCUUUUCAUGCCAAUAUGUCACAUUGUUGAUUAUG
Alosa alosa (allis shad) is the source of this 886-nucleotide messenger RNA. It is a transcript of the gene pth1b, whose product is annotated as parathyroid hormone 1b. NCBI's taxonomy places the organism in Eukaryota, Metazoa, Chordata, Actinopteri, Clupeiformes, Clupeidae. Gene Ontology annotation, cellular component: extracellular region. Bases 9 to 389 code for a protein of 126 amino acids. The transcript is spliced from 3 exons. Gene Ontology annotation, biological process: intracellular calcium ion homeostasis. The record is from RefSeq and is a predicted model, not a curated record. Gene Ontology annotation, molecular function: hormone activity.